This is a messenger RNA of Polistes canadensis, 7840 nucleotides long. It is a transcript of the gene beta-Spec, whose product is annotated as spectrin beta chain. The transcript has 13 exons. Gene Ontology annotation, molecular function: actin filament binding; phospholipid binding; structural constituent of cytoskeleton. Gene Ontology annotation, cellular component: cell projection; cell junction; spectrin. Gene Ontology annotation, biological process: neuron development; actin cytoskeleton organization. The record is from RefSeq and is a predicted model, not a curated record. The coding region runs from base 297 to 7511 and encodes 2404 amino acids. NCBI's taxonomy places the organism in Eukaryota, Metazoa, Arthropoda, Insecta, Hymenoptera, Vespidae.
GCAUUAUUGCAAAAUGAAUCUUGAUAAGGUAGAGCAAGACAUUUUCGUAGUUAAACGGAUCAACGAAGUCGGUGAACGGGACUAGUUGUCGACGGCGUAGGUCGACGCCGUGCGCGGUCAGUCGGUUGCGCGCCGGUCGAGUGUGCGGACGGACUUGUCGUCGGUGGUUUAUUUGGUGUACUUGGGCGGGAUUUUAUGCGAGUUGUGGGAUCGAACAGUGUAGCAGGGUGUCCCUUCGUAAGGAACCGCCCUCUCUAGGUGUAAGAAGAUUGUGAGCUGUUGGUCCGAUUGACAAAAUGACGACCGACAUCUCGGUAGUACGCGGGGGUUGGGACCCUACGCUGCAACAAGAGAUUGUCGAUGAGUACGAAUACGACGGAGGAAAUUCGAGCUCGAGACUUUUCGAACGCUCGCGCAUCAAAGCUUUAGCUGGUGAACGAGAAUUAGUACAAAAGAAAACUUUUCAAAAAUGGGUGAACUCUCACCUUGUGCGAUGUUCCUGCCGCAUCGGCGACUUGUACGUCGAUCUUCGAGAUGGUAAAAUGCUGAUAAAACUGUUGGAAAUCUUGUCGGGGGAACGCUUGCCGCGACCAACCAAAGGAAAAAUGCGGAUUCAUUGUUUGGAGAACGUCGACAAGGCAUUGCAAUUUUUACGAGAGCAAAGAGUUCAUCUUGAAAAUAUGGGCUCGCACGACAUAGUCGAUGGUAAUCCGCGGCUUAGUUUGGGCCUGAUUUGGACUAUUAUUUUACGAUUUCAAAUUCAAGACAUUACGAUCGAAGAAACGGACAAUCAGGAAACGAAAUCCGCAAAGGAUGCUUUGCUUCUUUGGUGUCAGAUGAAAACGGCUGGUUAUCACAACGUCAAUGUUAGAAAUUUCACUACUUCUUGGCGCGAUGGUCUAGCCUUUAACGCUAUUAUUCAUAAACACCGUCCAGACUUAAUACAAUUCGAUAAGUUGUCCAAAUCCAAUGCUAUUUAUAAUCUUAACAAUGCAUUUAACGUUGCCGAAGACAAACUCGGUCUUACAAAAUUACUGGAUGCCGAGGACAUCUUCGUCGACCAUCCGGACGAGAAAUCGAUUAUCACUUACGUCGUAACAUACUAUCAUUACUUCUCUAAGAUGAAGCAGGAGACCGUUCAAGGUAAGAGGAUCGGCAAGGUCGUUGGUAUCGCUAUGGAGAACGAUCGUAUGAUACACGAAUACGAAAGUUUGACCAGUGAUUUGUUGCGAUGGAUUGAAGCGACCAUAGAAGCCCUCGGCGAUCGUAGAUUCGCCAAUUCCUUGGUGGGGGUUCAAUCGCAACUUUCCCAAUUCUCGAAUUAUCGUACAGUCGAGAAGCCACCUAAAUUCGUUGAAAAGGGUAAUCUUGAAGUAUUAUUAUUCACGUUGCAAUCAAAGAUGCGGGCCAAUAAUCAAAAACCAUACACGCCGAAAGAGGGUAAAAUGAUAUCGGAUAUAAAUAAAGCUUGGGAGAGAUUAGAAAAGGCCGAGCACGAACGGGAAUUAGCUUUACGCGAGGAAUUGAUUCGUCAAGAGAAAUUGGAACAAUUGGCGGCGAGAUUUAACCGUAAAGCCAGUAUGAGAGAGACUUGGCUAUCGGAAAAUCAACGAUUGGUCUCUCAAGAUAAUUUCGGUUUCGAUCUUGCUGCUGUCGAAGCGGCUGCUAAGAAGCACGAGGCUAUUGAAACGGACAUCUUUGCUUACGAGGAACGUGUACAAGCUGUUAUGGCGGUAUCACUAGAACUGGAGGCAGAGAAAUAUCAUGACAUCGAACGAAUCAAUGCGCGAAAAGACAACGUCUUGCGUCUUUGGAAUUAUCUCUUGGAGUUGCUACGAGCCAGACGAUCGAGAUUAGAACUAUCAUUGCAACUUCAACAAAACUUCCAAGAGAUGUUGUAUAUUCUCGACAGCAUGGAAGAAAUAAAAUUGCGUUUAUUGACCGACGAUUAUGGAAAGCAUCUGAUGGGCGUCGAAGAUCUUUUACAAAAGCAUUCGCUCGUCGAAGCCGAUAUCAAUGUCUUGGGAGAAAGAGUAAAGGCUGUCGUACAACAGACGCAAAGAUUUUUGGAACACGGAGAUGGAUAUCGACCUUGUGACCCAGCGAUCAUAGUCGAGCGAGUCCAACAACUGGAAGAUGCCUACGCCGAAUUGGUACGCUUGGCUGUAGAACGACGCGCGAGAUUAGAAGAAUCUCGCAAACUUUGGCAGUUCUAUUGGGACAUGGCCGAUGAAGAGAAUUGGAUUAAAGAGAAGGAACAGAUUGUAUCUACUGGGGAUAUCGGCCAUGAUUUAACUACCAUUAAUUUGUUACUAUCCAAACACAAAGCUUUGGAAAAUGAAAUUCAAUCGCACGAACCGCAACUUAUGUCUGUAGCUGCUGUUGGCGAUGAAUUGGUGCGACAGCAACACUUUGGCGCCGAUCGUAUCCGCGAUAGACUUCAAGAAAUCUUGGGAAUGUGGAAUCACCUUUUGGAUCUUGUUGCAUUCAGAAGGAAACGUCUAGAGGAGGCCGUCGAUUAUCAUCAAUUAAUCGCAGACGCGGACGAUAUCGAUAUUUGGAUGUUGGAUACGCUUAGACUCGUAUCGUCGGAAGAUGUUGGUAGAGACGAGGCUAAUGUGCAGUCGUUGUUGAAGAAACACAAGGAUGUAACCGAUGAACUCAAAAACUAUGCUACUACUAUUGAUCAACUUCAUCAGCAAGCAUCUGGCCUUGGAGAACGGGAUGCUAAAUCGCCAGAAGUUGUAGAAAGACUUGCUUCGAUCGACUCCAGAUACAAGGAAUUAUUGGAAUUAGCUAAAUUACGUAAGCAAAGGUUAUUGGAUGCGUUGUCUUUAUACAAAUUGUUCAGCGAAUCCGAUGGUGUUGAGCAAUGGAUCGGAGAGAAGAAUAGGAUGUUGGAUACGAUGGUUCCAGCCAAGGAUAUCGAAGACGUUGAGAUCAUGAAACAUAGGUAUAACGGUUUUGAAAAGGAAAUGAACGCGAAUGCGUCGCGAGUAGCAGUAGUCAAUCAAUUGGCGAGACAGCUACUACACGUUGAACAUCCAAAUUCGGAACAGAUAGUAGCUCGUCAAAAUGAAUUGAAUCAAAAAUGGGCAGAAUUGCGAGAUAAGGCAGAAGGUAAACGCGAAGAACUUAACUCUGCUCACGGAGUACAAACCUUCCACAUUGAAUGCCGCGAAACUGUGUCCUGGAUCGAAGAUAAGAAACGAAUUCUACAACAAACUGAUAGUUUGGAAAUGGAUUUAACGGGCGUUAUGACGUUGCAACGUAGAUUAAGUGGUAUGGAACGCGACUUAGCUGCCAUACAAGCCAAGCUCGAUGCAUUGGAGAAGGAAGCACAGGUGAUCGAACAGGAACAUCCGGAAGAAGCGGCUGUUAUCCGAGAAAGAAUAACACAAAUUCAUUUGAUAUGGGAGCAGUUAACGCAAAUGCUCAAGGAACGCGAUGCCAAACUCGAGGAAGCUGGUGACUUGCACAGGUUCUUACGCGAUCUAGAUCACUUCCAGGCUUGGUUGACUAAGACACAAACCUCCGUUGCCAGCGAAGAUACACCGACAAGUCUGGCCGACGCCGAGAAAUUACUUACUCAACAUCAAAAUAUUAAGGAAGAGAUUGACAAUUAUACCGACGAUUAUCAAAAAAUGAUGGAAUAUGGUGAAAGAUUAACGAGCGAAGCUGGCGACGGUGACACGCAAUACAUGUUUUUGCGAGAAAGAUUGAACGCCCUAAAAAUGGGUUGGGAAGAAUUACACCAGAUGUGGGCCAACAGGCAAAACUUAUUGUCAAAUUCGCUCAACCUCCAAGUAUUCGAUCGCGAUGCCCGACAGGCAGAGGUACUUUUGUCGCAACAGGAACACACUCUUGCAAAGGACGAGACGCCGGCGAACUUCGAGCAAGCCGAGCAUAUGAUUAAACGUCACGAAGCGUUUAUGAACACAAUGGAUGCGAACGACGAGAAGAUUAAUUCCGUAGUGCAAUACGCUGGAAGGCUCGUCGACGAAGGACACUUCGCUUCCGACAAAGUAAAGAAGAAAGCUGAAAACAUAAACGAGCGUAGGCGAGUCAAUCGCGAAAAAGCGAAUCAAUUGAUGGAAAAAUUAAAGGACCAACUUCAAUUACAAAUGUUUUUACAAGACUGCGAGGAAUUGGGUGAAUGGGUGCAAGAGAAACAUAUCACUGCUCAAGACGAAACAUACCGUAGCGCGAAAACGGUGCACAGCAAAUGGACGCGUCAUCAAGCGUUCGAGGCCGAAAUUGCGAGCAACAAAGAUCGUUUGCAACAAUUGCAGAAAGCCGCGGACGAAUUGGUUCAGCAGAAGCCCGAAUUUGUGGAGCUCAUCAAACCGAAAGUAGCCGAGUUAGGUGAUCAAUUCACCGAUCUUGAAACUACCACCCACGACAAGGGUGAACGUCUCUUCGAUGCCAAUCGCGAAGUGCUGAUACAUCAAACGUGCGACGACAUUGAUUCGUGGAUGAACGAGUUGGAAAAACAAAUAGAAAGUACCGAUACCGGCUCGGAUUUGGCAUCUGUGAAUAUUCUGAUGCAAAAGCAACAGAUGAUCGAGACCCAAAUGGCGGUGAAAGCACGACAGGUUACAGAAUUGGACAAACAAGCAGAGCAUCUGCAACGUACCGUACCGGACGAUAAGAUGGAAGAAAUCAAGUGUAAGAAAGAAAAGGUUGCGCAAAGGUUUGCACAAUUGAAGGCACCUUUGAUAGAUCGGCAACGACAUCUCGAGAAAAAGAAGGAAGCCUUCCAAUUUAGGCGAGACGUCGAAGAUGAGAAAUUAUGGAUAGCGGAAAAGAUGCCGCAAGCUACGAGCAACGAAUACGGCAACUCCCUCUUCAACGUACACAUGCUUAAGAAGAAGAAUCAAUCGUUGCGCACGGAGAUCGAUAAUCACGAGCCUCGAAUUAAUUUGGUAUGCAAUAAUGGACAAAAAUUAAUCGACGAAGGUCACGAGGACAGUCCUGAAUUUAAUAGACUCAUCUCGGAAUUAACGGAGAAGUGGAAGGAAUUAAAAGACGCGGUAGAGGACAGAAACAAGCAUUUACUUCAGAAUGAAAAGGCACAACAGUACUUCUUCGAUGCCACCGAAGCAGAAUCUUGGAUGAGCGAACAAGAAUUGUACAUGAUGGUCGAAGAUCGCGGCAAGGACGAAAUCUCGGCUCAAAAUCUUAUGAAGAAACACGAAUCUUUGGAACACGCUGUCGAAGAUUAUGCCGAUACGAUUCGUCAACUCGGCGAAACUGCUAGACAAUUGAUAAACGAUCAACAUCCGUUAGCUGAUCAGAUCGCGGUGAAGCAAUCGCAGGUCGAUAAAUUGUACGCCGGCUUGAAAGACCUUGCCGGUGAACGUCGUGCUAAAUUGGACGAGGCUCUUCAACUGUUCAUGUUAAAUCGAGAAGUCGACGACUUGGAACAGUGGAUCGCGGAAAGAGAAUUGGUAGCCGCUAGUCACGAGUUAGGCCAAGAUUACGAUCACGUUACUCUUUUGUGGGAAAGAUUUAAGGAGUUUGCACGUGAUACGGAAGCAAUUGGCUCGGAAAGAGUUGCUGCGGUUAAUGGUAUUGCCGAUUCGUUGAUAGCAAACGGACAUUCGGAUGCUGCUACGAUAGCCGAAUGGAAAGACGGCUUGAACGAAGGUUGGCAAGAUCUGCUCGAAUUAAUCGAAACUCGUACGCAAAUGUUAGCAGCUAGUCGAGAAUUACACAAAUUCUUCCACGAUUGCAAAGACGUUCUUGGUAGAAUUCUUGAAAAACAAAAUGCCAUGUCCGAUGAGUUGGGUCGCGAUGCUGGAUCCGUGUCUGCGCUUCAACGUAAACAUGCUAACUUUAUGCAAGAUCUGUCAACUUUGCAAAGUCAAGUAUCACAGAUACAAGAAGAAUCAGCGAAAUUAGAGACGAGUUAUGCCGGAGACAAGGCAAGAGAAAUUACAAAUCGAGAAGCCGAGGUGGUCGCUGCAUGGAACAACCUUCAAUCCUUGUGCGAAGGUAGACGAGCGAAAUUAGAAGACACUGGAGAUCUGUUUAGAUUCUUCAACAUGGUUAGGACUUUAAUGAUUUGGAUGGACGAUGUUGUAAGACAAAUGAACACAUCUGAGAAGCCACGAGACGUUGGUGGUGUUGAACUCCUAAUGAAUAAUCAUCAAAGCUUAAAAGCAGAAAUCGAUGCCAGGGAGGACAAUCUCAUGGCAUGCAUCAAUCUUGGUAAAGACUUAUUAGCUAGGAAUCAUUAUGGAAGUGCCCAAAUAAAAGAAAAAUUAGCAGCACUAACGGACCAUAGAAAUGCCCUUUUACAUCGAUGGGAAGAACGUUGGGAGAACCUGCAGCUGAUUUUGGAAGUCUAUCAAUUUGCUCGAGAUGCUGCUGUCGCUGAGGCAUGGUUAAUCGCUCAAGAACCAUAUCUUAUGAGCCAAGAACUUGGCCAUACUAUCGACGAAGUCGAAAACUUAAUUAAAAAGCAUGAAGCAUUUGAAAAAUCAGCGGCUGCACAAGAGGAAAGGUUUAGUGCCUUGCAUCGACUUACUACUUUUGAAUUAAAAGAGUUAAAGAGACGAGAGCAAGAGAAAGAGGAAGAAGAAAGAAGAAAGAAAGAAGAGGCUGCAGCAGCUGAAGCGGCAAGAUUAGCGAAAGCAACUCCUGUUACUAGCCCUGACGAACCACCUAGCGAAAGAACCGAAGCCGAAGGGGUGCAGAGUGGCGAACGCGCAGCAGGAGAAGAUGACUCGCAUGUGACACACCGCAAGGCUUCCACGCGUACACCACAGCCUCAAGAUAAACCUAAGGAAGUGCAUGCUCAGAAAUCUACCCAAUUGCCUUUGGCGGGAGAAACAACGUCACCCGAUACACAAAUUACUACGAAGUCUCGUCCAAGUGGCCUAUCCACUCCAACCACUCCCAAAGGUGGAAGUGGUUCCGAAUCUGGUACUUUAAGGCGUAAGGAACGCAGUCGCAGCAAAUCGCCCUUCAGAAGCUUCCGAUGGAAAAAAUCGACCAAAUCGCCCAGUUUAGAUCGCAGCGGCGUGAGUGAUGAUGAGCACAGCAUUCCUGAGCAACGUAGUCCCAGCGACGACGAAUUCGAAGGAACACUGCAAAGAAAGCAUGAGUGGGAAAGUACAACAAAGAAGGCAACUAAUCGUUCGUGGGAGAAAGUAUACAUAGUUAUACGCGGACAUAACUUGUUUGUAUAUAAAGAUCAAAAGACAUAUAAGGCUUCACCUGAUCAACGGUACAAAGGAGAAGCACCCCUUGACGUGAGAGGCGCGACCAUUACUGUAGCCACCGAUUACACUAAGAAGAAACAUGUCUUCCGAGUAAAGUCGCAAAGCGGGUCCGACUUCUUGUUCCAGGCCAAAGAUGAUGCAGAAGUAAAUGAAUGGAUUUCGGCAUUAAAUCAAGCAGCACAAGGUACAUCUGGUGCGGGUACAUCUAGAGCACAUACUUUGCCUGCUCCAACGCAAGCCGAGACUAAGCGGCGCAGUUUCUUCACUCUCAAGAAAAACUAAACUGGAGCAGUGAAGUCUGGUAUAAGCCGCUCCUAUGCGCCAGCGCAACAACAUGUUUAAAGAAAUGUUUCGUCGCUCUACGUGGUUAAAGCAACGCUAAUAUAAAAUUAGAAGACAUGGCCAUGGUGUUUUCAAAUUAAUUGAAGGACAGAUUUAUCGCGUCACUUAAAAAUGCCUACAAUAUGGAGAACUCAAUAACGUGAUAAGUUAUGUUAAUAUUUAAAAGUAGGCUAUUUAAAGUCUGUAUUUAGUUCUUCAAUGAAUUUUGGACACUGCAAUAUUGCUAGUUAAAAAAGAGUGACAUUAAAUGUCCCAUGUUAGUGUGGUCU